ACCCUUCUUCCGCCAUCUUUGUUUUGAAGUUUUUCAAAGCAACACAACGCUUGAAAUCUCCGCACUGAAUGAUGCGAUCACAGCGAUAAGCAUGGCACAUCCGACAGCUUAUCCUAUGAGAACUGAUCACACUAACUUUGGUAAAAGUCUGGAUGGAAUUCCCUCUGAAGUGAAGGAAAUAGUCCACGAUAUUACACGCAGGAGACAAGGGGUUGAAGCUGGUCUCACUCACUAUGAUGCCGCCCCUGAAACUAUCAUCAACACUCUUAAGGAGUAUCUUACGAUGCAAAAGACUUUGGAGAGCAUAAAAACAAAGGUAAAAAAAUCAAGCCGUUUAAAAUUCAAGUGGACAAGUUUCCUUUCUGAAGACAAAUAUGAAGUUCAAGACGUUGAGUCUGAGAUGACCUCCAUGUUACUUGCUGCAGGGCUGUGGCACAUGGAACAUGCAAACGUGUUAAACAGGAGUAUAACAGAUGAGGAUGAAGAUGAACAAAAGAUGAAGGAUGCAGUUCACUCUCUCAAGACAUCGGCUGGUAUCUUUGAUUCCCUUGAUGGCCAAUCCCUUGGCUGCAAAGACAUUGAUGUGAUGGCUAUCCGAGCCCUAAGACUUCAGUCACUAGCUGAGGCCCAGUGCGUGACUGUCAGGAGAGCCAUUACCAAGAACCACAAGGCGAUGCUUAUUAGUGAGCUCUGCCAUGAUGUCGCAUCCAAGUACUGCUCGGCUGCCAAGAAUAUUGGAGGAGACACGUCGAGCCAUUUAAAAAAAAAAUGGAUGUGUUACCUAAAGUUUCAGUCGGAAGUUUAUUUUGCACUAGCACGAUGUUUUCAGGGCAUUAACCUUCUUGAGGCUGAAGACAAGUGCGGGGAGUCCAUUGUUGUAUUGAGAGAAAGCAGUAAACACAUUGAGCAAGCAAAGGCCUUUGCUAAGGAAUAUGACAAGUUGAAGCCAAAGACAAAAGUCCACCUCGAUGAAAGUCAGCAGCUGAUAAGGGUAAAAAAACUAAUAAACGAAAAGCAAGCAAAAAGCGACCGAGAAAAUGGCAUGAUCUACCACCAGCGGCUACCUGAGGAAUGUCUUCCAUUGUAUGAGCCGAAGUGUGUGGUGCAGCCAACUGCAUUCCAUCUACCUGAUAGCCAUGACCUGACAAGUGUGCAGAGUGCAACAGAUGUAGAUGCAAGUGGGACAGAUGACUCUUGAUUGUUUGUGUCACCCAUACCUUCAUUCAUAUACAAAUAUGAAUGUAAUGAAUUGUAAUAAUGCGUGAAUAGAGAAAUAUUGCUUUUGUCUCUAUUUAAAAUUGUCAGCUAUUUUUUCCAUACAAUACUUACAGAGUAAGACUGCAGUCUACCCUAUUAGCAGAAGCUUUUUCUUUUAGUAUUUGUUUUGGUUCCUUAAAAGAACAACUAAAAAAAUCCAGAUACUUAAUCAGCAAUUAAGUUGCUCUUCUAGCAGGGUAACUUUAGACUCAAAAUGACAAUUGUAUGGUUGCCUAGAGGUGUCAAACGCAAAUUAAAUAGCAAAACACAUUUACAGAUUGAAAACACAUUCGUAAAAGUUGAAACACAUUCGCAAAUUCAAAAACACGUUCGCAAAUUCAACUUUUACGAAUGUGUUUUCAUUUUGUGAAUGUGUUUUGCUUGAUUUGUGUUUGACACUUGUGGACCACCAUACAGAUAACUACUUUACCGUGGAUAGGUACAGUAUGAUAUAAUACUAUAUACUUGAAUAGAAUACUAAAUAUAUAAUUACCUGGAUAUGUGUACCUGAAUUUAAAUCUUGUUGGUACAAAAUACACCCUUAAGUCCUGUAACAAUACCUUAGAUAUUUAUGUGUCAUUAAAAUUGAAUGAAUAUAGUGUUUAUGUAAACAUUGAGCUGUAGGUGUUCAAUACUUUUAUUUUCCAUCGAAGUCAAACCUUUUUAUUAAAAAUACCUGGUAUUCGACUUUUAUAUUUUCAAAAUGAUAUUUAUGAUAAAUUGUACAAUCCCAUACACUGGGGUAGGGAAAAGAUUGUAGGAACAAGCUAAGGUAUACCUUCCAAACUAACUUGUAUUAGUUUGGAAGGUAUCACAUAAACGCUAAUCCUUAGCGUUUAUGUGAUAAGAAAAUUAUAAAAGUAUGACUUAUAAAAAAGGAAAAAAUAGCUGACAUCUUAUUUAAGCUUGUAAUAUUUUAAUUCUAUUUGAUGUAUUGUUUCCUACUUUAUUUGCAUUUUAAACUAGAUCUCGGGGCAAAUACAAGUUCUAUUCUCCUUGCUAGGCCAGCAAGAUAAAAAAAAUCAAAGAAGUUUGAUAAUAAGCGAAUAAUAAGCUAAUAAUGAUUGAUUCUUUGCAUUCAGCGACUACACCACAAUGUAGGUCAGUACUGUAUGAAUGAUUUUUUUUAUUAUAACAAAAUAGAAAAAUAUUGUAAACUGUUUGGAAAUGUAAAUCAUUUGUAUAAGUCUGGGUAAUACCCAUAACUUGUCAUCCUAUCCGAUAAUUUUAAACGCACGGUUUAAAAUGUAUUGAGCGUUAUAAAUCGGUUGCUUAAUAAAAGAUGAUAUUCUACAA
Messenger RNA from Nematostella vectensis (starlet sea anemone), 2553 nucleotides. RefSeq names its product BRO1 domain-containing protein BROX. Lineage: Eukaryota; Metazoa; Cnidaria; Anthozoa; Actiniaria; Edwardsiidae. The record is from RefSeq and is a predicted model, not a curated record. The coding region runs from base 92 to 1198 and encodes 368 amino acids. The transcript has 14 exons.